UGCAACUUGGUAGGGAUCGGAAAGGCUCGGCGAGGGAGGCAAUAUUUUGCAGUCCCUACCGAAAUGGUACUUAUGAUCGAACAACCUGACAGAGCCUUGACUCCGCUAUCGACGCCAGAAGUUGUAAAAUCCGUGCGGACAGACAGAAAAGACACUAGGACAACACAGUUGAAUCCAGAGGCUGAAAAUGGAGAGGACAGACAGAGAAGAGUUGGGAAGACAGGUGUCGACCCUCAGCUGUCUGUUGAAACUGAGCCUGACCUCUCUGAGAGCAGAAAGAAGCCACCACUAACAAGAUUCAGACCUGUUGAUCAGCCCCCUCUAUUGCAAAGUCCAACUGACUGUGAGUCAAAGAUAGAAAGGAAGAAGUCACAGUCCAGCCAGCUCUCCAAAGCAAAUGCACAGUAUCACAAAAUCUUCAAAGAAAUAAGCAAGGAUGAGAUACUCAAACAAACUUAUACCUGCGCCUUGCAGAAGGACAUUCUUUAUCAGGGAAGGUUGUUUGUCUCUGACAACUGGAUCUGUUUUCAUUCCAAAGUCUUUGGCAGAGGCACCAAGAUUGUUAUACCAGUCCUCUCUGUCACGCUUAUUAAGAAGACAAAAACUGCCCUCCUUGUGCCAAAUGCACUUGUCAUCACAACAACAAGUGACAGGCAUGUAUUUGUAUCAUUCCUUUCACGUGACACCACCUAUAAAUUCCUAAAAUCCAUCUGUGUUCAUUUAGAUGUAAAAAAUGCCAGUAGCCCAGUCACCUCAUCAGCAGAGAACAGCUUCAGAGCAGGCUGUCCAACAUCUCUUCCUCUGGACUUCUCUGCAGAUCUCUCUGAUUUAGAUGGAGUUGUCCGCCAGAGGAGACACGACAUGCUGGAGAGCAGCAGCUCUGGCUCUCAGACUCCAGACUAUGAGAAGAUUGCUGAGAUCCCAAACCUUUCUGAGAAUUUCUUAAACGUUGUGAAGAAUGGAGAGGUGGCUGUCCAUGCAGAUAUUCACCUUCAGAACCCCAACAUAAAAAACAGGAAUGGCACUAGUAAUCCUGUCUUGAGUGUUGAGCACCGAGAGAAAUCGUUGCAGCCUGUGUCUUUGAAUACACUUCUACUCAUCUAUUUGUUCUUAGUGUGUGUGCUUGUUUUGUCUACGUGUUACAUGGCCUUUAAGAUUCUGGCUCUUGAGCAGAGACUGAACUCGCUUGGUUCACUGGGAGAAUACUCACACAGUGUAAAUGCUAUGCACCAUAAAGCUCAGCCGGAGGUCAGCUCAGAGAUCUACGGAGAGCUGUCCAUAAACCUGUUCAAACUAGAAAAGAUUCAGAGGAACCUGCGGAAGCUGCUGGAAGAAACUUGACUGUCUCCAUUUCCUAGGAUGAGAGCUGCAGCCUUUGUAAAAAAAAAAAUGCUUGGAACACACUGAAAGGCAUAGAUUUUGAAUGAAAGAAUUCAUGAUUGUGCAAUAGCAACACUCUUUUGGUCUUCACAUGACCAAAUAACUUUUUUGUACCUGAGAAAAAACCCCAUUUCAUUCUUAGUAGUUAAAGAAGGAAAGAUAAGCUUUAUUCCUUGUACUGUACUAUAAUGGGAUGUUGGGUAUAAAUUGGUCCUAAGGACCCAUCAUUUUCACAUGUUCCUAACAUUUCAGAUCAUGUAGCCCUGCUGUUCAGUCACUUUUGUUACAGAUACGAAUUGCCAAUAAAAUAUUUAUACUUUGGUUUAGUUAUUUCCUGUUGUUUAUAGUAAACACACAUGAGAUGUGAGAUUUACAAUUAUGUUUUUGAUAUCUUACCUGCUGUACCUUUUGUGCAGAA
Messenger RNA from Chanos chanos (milkfish), 1798 nucleotides. RefSeq names its product GRAM domain-containing protein 2B. The record is from RefSeq and is a predicted model, not a curated record. The transcript is spliced from 14 exons. Lineage: Eukaryota; Metazoa; Chordata; Actinopteri; Gonorynchiformes; Chanidae. The coding region runs from base 64 to 1341 and encodes 425 amino acids. Gene Ontology annotation, cellular component: cytoplasmic microtubule.